AUGAUAAAAAAAGACUUUCAUGAAUCUUUAUUAAUCAACCCUAAAUUGUCUUUUGUAGAGUUAGUGAGGGAGGAUUACCAACUACAUCAGUAUUUGCCUCAAAGUGUUAUUGGUAUCUAUAAAAGUCAUCAAGGUCAGGAUACAAAGUCAAAUAUGUCAUCAAAUCAAGGGCAAUUAGAUGACCUUGAUCUAGACCAGCAGUCGCAACAUGAUGCAUCCAAAGUCAAGGACAAUUCAGUAAAAAGCAUGGACAAAGACAGAAAUGACCCGAACAAUGUGCACUACAGGGAGAAACCAAACAUUGAUCAGCCACCUGUACAAGAACAAAUGUCCAACCACAGUGAAGGGGACCCAUCAGAGCAUCAUCUAAGCUAUCGUAUCGAAAGACCCCUGUACUCGCAAGAAGAAUUCAAAAACUACCACAAGGAGAAUGACAUGGAGUAUGUACCGUACAAACAGAGAAUUAAACAGAAGAUCAAGAAAUGUCAGUGCAAUCUUGUUUGUACUAGAGGCUGCAUGUUGUCCACAUUUCCUAUCUCCAAGUGGUUAUCAGAAUAUAAAGUUCGAGAUCAACUGGUAGGAGAUUUGGUAUCCGGGGCAACGGUCUGUGUUAUGAAUAUACCACAAGGUAUGGCAUAUGCUAUGUUGGCAUCACUGCCUCCAGUGUACGGUCUAUACAUGAGUUUUUUUGCACCUAUAGUAUAUGGUGUUACUGGUACAUGUAAAGAAUUAGCAAUGGGUACAUUCGCUGUUAGCAGUAUAAUGGUAAGUGCAGCGAUUGAAAGUGUGGUACCCCUAUAUCCUGACGGUAGCGAUGACCUGCUGAAUAACUAUAUGGAUAACAAUACUAGAAACACAACAUCUGUAUCACCACUGGAAUGGAACAGGCAGCAGGAAUUAGUAGAUGCUGCUGUCGUGUUGGCACUCCUGGUUGGAAUAAUACAGUUAUGUAUGGGUAUUGUGCACCUUGGUUGGAUUACCAUAUACCUAUCCAACCCAUUUAUUAGAGGAUAUACUACGGGUGCUGCCGUCUAUGUGUUAACCAGUCAAAUAGAUGAUAUGCUAGGGAUAAGUGUGGGACGUUAUACCGGUGCUUUUAAAAUAGUCUAUGUGUAUCGAGACAUUUUUACAAGUUUACAUGAGUGUAAUUAUGUGACUGUAUUGCUCUCAGUUAGUUGUAUUGUGGUUUUAGUUGUUAUUAAAGAAGUGGAAUUCAGGUGUAAGAAACGACUACAUGGGUACCCACUCGGGUCUGAGUUAAUAGUGGUGAUAGUUGGUACCUUAUCAAGCUACUUUCUAAAUUUGGAAGAGAAUCAUGAUGUUGAUGUUAUUGGUGAUGGUGAUAUACCUGCAGGAUUACCUCCACCAAGAUUUCCACCAACGACAUAUCUCACAUCCUUGAUUGGUGCUGCUUUCCCCAUUGCUUUAGUAUCAUUUUCAAUUUCUGUUGCCUUGGCAUCAUUAUUUUCUCAAAAAAAGAACUAUAAGAUAGAUGCAAAUCAGGAGUUGAUAGCUUACGGAAGUACUAAUGUGAUAUGUUCCAUGUUUUCAUGCUAUGCAUCAAGUGGUUCUAUGGGGCGUAGUUUAGUUCAAGAAAGUACUGGUGGAACAUCUCAGAUUGCUGGAUUUGUGAACAGUGCCUUAAUGUUGAUUGUCCUACUAUGGAUUGGACCAUUGUUCGAGACUCUUCCAACGGCAGUACUCUCUGCUAUUGUACUUGUUGCUUUAAAAGGAAUCUUCAAGCAGGUUCUUGAUCUUCCAAAACUCUUCAAGUAUGAUAUGAUAGACUUUCAUGUGUGGUGGGUAAGCUGUGUAGCCGUGGUACUGUUCAAUGUAGACCAAGGUCUGUUAAUUGGUGUGGGAUUUUCAAUAUUUGUACAUGUCUGGAGAACACAGGAACCAUAUUGUACAUUACUGGGGAGAAUACCAGGAACAGAUCUUUACAAAGAUAUUAAGUGGUAUUCCAGUGCAAUAGAAACACCUGGUAUCAAGAUUUUCCGCAUGCAGGCAUCGUUGUACUAUGCCAAUACUGAACAUUUCAAGUCAAAGGUGUAUAAACUGACUGGGAUUAAUCCAAGAAAAAUAUUACAGUCUGAGGCUAAGAAAAAGAAAAAUGAAGAGAAAGAUAAAAAGGAAAGUGAGCAAAGAGAAGUUUCAGUGAUUAUAGAUGAAAAUGAGGAAAUGGUGUCACCAGUUGAGCCUGACAUACAAUCUCCAACCCGAAGUACUUUACAGCAACGCUCCACUCCUAUCAAACAUGUGGUUAGCGACGACUGGAUAGUUGGUCAUGAAUUUGAAGAAUUCGCCCCUGGACACAAAGUUCCUUUAUCGAGGCAAAACACUUUCACCAGUGAUGCAGAAGAUGAUCCUGAAAGGAAUAAUGAAUUAACCACAGAUUCACGCCCAGAAGAAAGCAUCCACACGAUCAUCAUUGACUUUUCUUCAAUCAACUUUAUAGACUCCACAGGUUUAACUGGGUUACGCCAACUGUUUAAUGAAUAUCACAAACUUGGAAUACAGAUCUUUUUUGCACAGUGUAAAAAGCGUGUUCGUGAUUAUCUUGCAAAAGCAGACUUUUUUGAGCAUAUUGCAUGUAAAGUAGACUGUUGUUUAUUUGUGACAAUUCAUGAUGCUGUUCUGAAUGCAGUAGAUGUCAACACUUAUGCCAAUGCAGAUGAGGUGUUAAUCCACAAUAGUUCAAGGGGUUCAUUCAGAGCACAUAUCCAUGCCAUUGUGGGAAAUCAGAGUCAAAGUCUCUCACCAUUGAUAACACCACGGUUGACACCAGAUCUUCGGAGAAACUCAAGUAUUACCCAUGAUGACAAUAUUUCUAUUACUAUACAUGAAACUCACAUGUAG
Messenger RNA from Saccoglossus kowalevskii, 2859 nucleotides. RefSeq names its product prestin-like. NCBI's taxonomy places the organism in Eukaryota, Metazoa, Hemichordata, Enteropneusta, Harrimaniidae. Gene Ontology annotation, biological process: transmembrane transport. Gene Ontology annotation, cellular component: membrane. The record is from RefSeq and is a predicted model, not a curated record.